GGAUUCAUUUUGGUCAUUUUGCUAACAUGGGGGAUGGCAUCUCCCCUCAAAUCACCUACUUGUCAUAGGUAUGUUACGUUGCAUUGUGUAAAAAAUAAGUUUAAACCUUCUGUAUCCAUUUAACAACUAGCACACCUUUCAGUGAAAUGGUGUAAAUGGGGACUUCGGCCAUGAUAUGUGACCCAAAUGUCUUCAAGUGUUAUGUCAGUCACAUUCUGACUGGCACCCUAUUGCAAGUAAGAUGCUGCUAAAUCUGACAGUUGUUUUUGUUUGUGUUGUUGAAUUGUGAAGCCCACUUGCAAAUAGCGAAUUUUAUUUUGAAAGUUGUGAUCGGAAGUCUUGUCUGAGAUCCUGUCUGGUUUGACACUGGCUGCUCAGUGUGUGUGUGUGUGUAUGUUUGUGAGUGAGUGUGUGUGUGUGUGUGUACUCGGUUUCCUGCUGCUGCUCGGUGUCCGCACACCGUCCGUCUCGUCAGUGUUGAUCGGCUCGCCAUGGCGGAAGGACGCAGAGAACAGCCCCAUCCUCUCCUCUCCUUACCACCGGCCAGCAAGCGACCCUGCCUGCGCCCGGCUCCCCGAGGUCCCGGCCCGGGGCCCGGCCAUGGCAGCGGGUUGCCCAGCUCCCGGUAUCGUUCCCCGGAGUCCCUUCUGGACUGCGCCGCGAAGGCAGUAGCGGAAAAGUGGGCCUUCGAGAGAGUAGAGGAGCGCUUCGAGCGGAUCCCGGAACCCGUCCAGCGCCGCAUCGUAUAUUGGUCUUUUCCCCGCAACGAAAAGGAGAUAUGCAUGUACUCUUCGUUUCAGUGCCGAGUCGCCGGCGAGGAGGGUCCGUCGGCGGCUACCGGCGGGGCUGGGGGCGCUGGGUCCGGAGCAACAACCGCCGGCGGUGGCGGAGGAUCUACCGCCGGUACGACGGCUACCGUGGGGGCAGCCGGAGCAGUGGGAACGGGGGACGGACUGCCUUUUCGCCGCGGUAUAAGGCUGCUAGAGACCGGCUGUGUGGAAAACGUUUUACAAGUCGGGUUUCACCUCAGUGGCACAGUAACUGAACCCGCCACAUCAUCAGAGCCAGAGGUCACCCACAAGGUGGCCAUCAGCUUCGACCGAUGCAAGAUCACCUCUGUGACCUGUGGUUGCGGGAACAGAGACAUUUUCUAUUGCGCCCACGUGGUGGCGCUCUCUCUUUACCGGAUUCGCAAGCCUGAACAGGUGAAGCUGCGGUUGCCCAUCUCAGAGACAUUGUUCCAGAUGAACAGAGAUCAGCUGCAGAAGCUUGUCCAGUAUCUGAUCACAGCCCACCACACUGAGGUGCUGCCCACUGCUCAGAAACUGGCCGACGAGAUCCUCUCUUCCAACUCUGAGAUCAACCAGGUCCAUGGUGCUCCGGACCCGACUGCAGGCGCCAGCAUUGACGAUGACAACUGCUGGCAUCUGGACGAGGAUCAAGUCAGGGAGCAGGUCAAACAGUUUCUGUCACAGGGAGGAUACUACGGCUCUGGGAAGCAACUCAACUCCAUGUUUGCUAAGGUGAGGGAGAUGCUACGAAUGCGAGACUCCAACGGUGCCCGAAUGCUGACGCUCAUAACAGAACAGUUUAUGGCAGACCCCCGGCUGUCGCUAUGGAGACAACAGGGCACUGGCAUGACGGACAAGUGUCGGCAGCUCUGGGAUGAGCUAGGUGCAUUGUGGGUGUGCGUAGUGCUAAACCCCCACUGUAAGAGCGAGGAGAAGAGCAGCUGGCUGAAGCAGCUGAAGAAAUGGGGCGACAUGGAUGUCUGCCCGCUGGAGGACGGCAACUACGGCAGCGAGCUUCCAAACAUCACCAACGCUCUGCCGCAGAGCAACCUGGCACAGGACUCUCUGUCCAGGCCGAGGAGGACGGUGUUCAGCCGGGCAGUCGAGGCCUGCGACCUCCACUGGCAGGACAGCCACCUCCAGAGGAUCAUCAGCAGCGACCACUACAUGUCUCCAUCCUACCAGAGGGAGGGAGAGAGCCUGCUCUUCAACCCACAGGGCCUGCCACUCUGGCUAGACCACGUUCCGACGGCAUGCGCUCGUGUCGACGCCCUGCGUUCCCACGGUUACUCCAGGGAAGCCCUACGAUUGGCCGUCGCCAUCAUUAAUACGCUCCGCCUCCAACAGCAGAGACAGAUGGACAUCUACAAACACCAAAAGAAAGAGCUUCUCCAGAGGGGCAUGACUUCCACCACCAACCUGGAAGGCUGGGUGGGUCAUCCCUUAGACCCGAUUGGCUGUCUCUUCACCACGCUCACCGAAGCCUGCCGUGUGGACGACGACAACACUAUGGACACCGGAGAAGGUGACCCCAGGCCUCCGGUCUACCACCAUGUACCAGUGUGGGGCAGUCCUGAUGGAGGGGAGUCCUACCUGACUUUGGCCUUAGAGGUGGCUCUGAUGGGUAUGGGCCAGCAGAGGAUAAUGCCCGAGGGCCUAUACGCUCAGGAUAAGGUGUGUCGUAACGAGGAGCAGAUUGUUGCAAAACUUCAAGAACUGGAGCUGGACGAUCUCCUGGUUCAGACUCUUCGGAAACAGGCCAUACAGCUGCUUGAAGCUGGUCCGUUCAGCGGUCUAGGUGAGGUCAUCCACAGGGAGAGUGUUCCCAUGCACACCUUCGCCAAGUACCUCUUCUCUGCCCUGCUGCCACAUGACGCAGACCUGGCAUAUAAGGUGGCUCUCCGCACCAUGAGGCUGCCGGUGCUGGAGUCCUCAGCAGGCUCCGGGGACGUUGGCCACCCUCAUCAUGGCAUCUCCAUAGUUCCAAGUAGAUACCCGCGCUGGUUCACACUGGGGCACCUGGAGUCACAGCAGUGUGAGCUGGCCUCCACCAUGCUCACUGCUGCUAAAGGUGACAUGCUGCGGUUGCGGACGGUGCUGGAGGCCAUUCAGAAAAACAUCCACUCUUCUUCCUUAAUCUUCAAACUGGCCCAGGAUGCCUUUAAGAUAGCCACACCCGCAGACAGCCCGCCUGAUAUAACUCUGCUCAACGUGGCACUGGAGCUAGGGCUGCAGGUGAUGAGGAUGACUCUGUCCACACUGAACUGGAGAAGGAGAGAGAUGGUUCGCUGGCUGGUAACCUGUGCCACUGAAGUCGGUCUGCGGGCGUUGGUGAGCAUCUUACAGAGCUGGUACACUCUCUUCACACCGACCGAGGCCACCAGCAUCGUGGCGGCCACCGUCAUGUCCCACAACACCAUCCUGCGCCUCAGCCUUGACUACCCUCAGCGUGAGGAGCUGGCUAGCUGUGCCAGGACUCUGGCCCUGCAGUGCGCCAUGAAGGACCCCCAGAACUGCGCUCUGUCGGCUCUGACGCUCUGCGAGAAGGACCACAUCGCCUUCGAGACUGCCUACCAGAUUGUGAUCGACGCAGCAUCCACCGGUAUGACUUACUCCCAGCUGUUUACCAUCGCAAGGUACAUGGAACACAGAGGAUACCCGCUGCGGUCCUUCAAGUUGGCCUCCCUCGCCAUGACCCACCUUAACCUGGCUUACAACCAGGACACUCACCCAGCUAUUAAUGACGUGCUCUGGGCCUGUGCGCUCAGCCACUCUCUGGGUAAAAAUGAGCUCGCAGCCAUUAUCCCCCUGGUGGUGAAGAGUGUGCACUGUGCCACGGUGCUGUCUGACAUCCUGCGGCGGUGCACCAUGACGGCGCCGGGUCUCGCCGGCAUUCCCGGGAGAAGGAACUCUGGGAAACUGAUGUCAACAGACAAGGCGCCGCUGCGGCAGCUCCUUGACGCCACGAUCUCGGCAUACAUCAACACCACGCACUCUCGACUGACGCACAUCAGUCCGCGGCACUACGGAGAGUUCAUAGAGUUCCUGAGCAAAGCGCGGGAGACUUUCCUGCUGGCACAGGACGGCCACAUUCAGUUCGCCCAGUUCAUAGACAACCUGAAACAGAUCUACAAGGGCAAGAAGAAACUGAUGAUGUUGGUCAGGGAGCGCUUCGGCUGACCUUGCCCCUCCCUCACAGGGACCCUCUUUUGGGAAGCAGUUAAACUUAUUUGUUUCUAUUUAAGGUUUUUUUCCUUGUAUUUUUACUUUUUAUGUUGAGCCAUUUGUUGACUAAGUCUUAAGUUUUUGUCCUGUUUUGUUGUUUUGUUUCUUGAAUGUGAACCAGGAAGUGUUCGCAGUGCAUUGCUCUACUUCACUGAGACUGCAAAAGGGGGAAACGGCUUGAAAUGUCAAAGAAACAACAGCAAAAACAAAGCAUUUUUCUCCUCCACCUAAUGUUAAAUCUAGUAUGAAAAAGUCAAAAGACUGUGAUGGAAAAAAGGAACUUUUGUUUUUCGGCGGCACAUGACGAUUUAAAAACCAAAAGCUUUUGUCGGAUGGGGUACUUACUUUGAGCCAGAAGACGCUUUCAGCUGGGGUUAAGAAGAAGAAGAGGAAGUGGUUUUCAAAGUGGAAGGAUGUUAUUCCAAAAGAAAAAACCCCCACUGAGGUAGAAAUCACACGUAGUGUUACUGUCAUACCUCGACUGUAUCAUUUGUCAGCUUUAACUUCUCUAUCAGAAAUGGCCUCUUCUUUCAUUCAGGGCAUCUUAGAGUAGAGAAGAAUACAGAGCUACAUAUGUGUGGUCUCUCUGUAGUAGACGUCAGUACCAACAGGUUUAUAAACUUGACUAAAGCCACUCUAGACUAGCUCCGACCCUCUACACCUGCUGGUCAGUGCUUUUCCUUAAGAAUAUCUGCAGAGGAACAAACUUCACAGAGUGCAUGUUUUCAAAUCCAGAAGCCUGAGAGUGACAUUAUUCAGGCUGUUCUAGCUAAAGUAGAGUAGUUGAGGCUCCACAUGCACAUAUGUAUACAGUAUAUCUCGUAUGUCCUCCUAUAAGCUUAUUAACAGUGACAAUACACAACUGUGAUGAACGGAGGGGUCACUGUACUCCCAUCUCCAGUGAUACCACUGCACUGCUGUACAGCUAUUUGUGGCCAAAACCUUUUAAAUCGUUAAGACUCCAGUGGUCACCUUUCACAUGCUAGAUCAAGAUUUAGUCAAUAAGCAAUAUAAGUCUGCGCUUUUUAUCACAUAGCGGCAUUCAUUUCACCUUCUUGUAUUCUGUUAGGAAGCUUUGGAACAUAUUGGGACCUUGUUGAUUUCAGUGACUGUUACUUGUUAACUCUGCCUGUAGCUAAAGUCCCUUUUCCAUCUCAAGAACGUUUGCCGGAACUCAGGAACUUUUGCAAGAGUUAGUUUCUUUGUUUCCCAGAACUUUUUCAUGAACCCAGAGCCCAUUUUAAGAGCAGAAAUCUGGUUCUGAUUUUGGUUAUUUUGAUCACAGUUCCUACACCAAAAGCCCUGGCAGCCCAAAUAGUACUUUUUACCAAUUGCUAUGAGUUCUUGGGGUGACCUGUGCAGUACUUACCAUUGCUGACUGGACAGACAAGCAUUAUUUAAAUAUAACAGCCAGCCAGAGAGAAGUCUCACUGUGCUCGUCAUCCUCAUUUCCAACCGCAGCAGGCAGCUGUUGUCAGCAAAAAAGUUAACCGACUGUACACUGGCUGCCUAGCACCAAACAGUAGAUGGACAAAAUUAGCAGCUAGCUGGCGAAAACGUAGUGGAGCAUUUAGCUUUAACAGAUGCUAAUGUUGCUCCAUCUCUGCUAGAUUAGUAAAUUAGCAACUGUUGCUAACACCAUGCAACCUUGUACCGUAGAUAAUAUGUCAGUGUUGCGUUCUUAACUUGUUGCGCUGCCCCCAAGUGGCCAAAAAAAUCAGUUAACGGUGGUUUAAGUACUGUUUGGAUAAACUAAAACAACAAAAAAGAAAAGGCUCACAUUUAAAACAUUAAAAACCACAGUAAUUGCAGUAAUCGCACUAGUCGCCAUCAUGACUAAAGUAAAAAUUAACAUGCUUAACUUAGGUGUUCCUGUAUUUUUAAAUUCCUCUAGUUCCUUGGUCUUAUGAUGGAAAAGGGUCUAUAGUUACUGGAGCUCUUACCUGCUUCUGGUUGUGAUCGUUGUGGACUAUGAAGACGAAUGGCCUUGUCUUUCUCAAAGGGUUGCAGAUACACAGUGCAAAACAAAAAAUACUGUAUGUUUUAUGACUUGUUGACUUAAUCGUACAUAUUUGAGACCACAUGCCUUGGCACAGGAAGUAAUUUUUUCUUUAUGAGGGAUGUUCAUGCUCCCUUUUCUUACCCAGUGGCAAAGUGUUGUUGUUAAUGGCAGUAUACUGUACAGCAAGAGCUUGAAUCUUUACCAGUUGGACUAAACGUCAUCGUACAAGCACUUCACACAAAUACCUCUUCAGUACGUUCCUGCCUGCUUCAGCAUUUAUUUAUUGAUUGUUUGGUAACUUUGUAUGACUGAGUAGAAAUUGCAGGCUCACAAACAGAACACAGCGAAUGAGUCAGCCUGUCGAUGGCAGGGGAUUAAAAGAAAAGGGUUUUUGAAUGGAGGGACAUUUUCUUGUCUGCUUUUACAUUCCAUGAGAGCUACCUUCACCCACUACCCAGGUAGUCAGUCACAACUCUGGGCCUUUUUGAUCUGAAGAAAUGCAGAUAGAAGAAUGAAAAAAGGAAAACUGAGCAAAAGAAAGAAAAGAGAGGCUAAACUCAGUUCUCAGGGACCUCACUUAAAGAAACAAAACAAAAAGUAGUAGCAUUAAGCAUUUAAGAUAUUGUAAAUAUUAAAGUGUCAAUUCAGAAAAUUGUAAAGUUAUAAUUAUUUAUGAUAAGUAUGUUAUGUGGUUUUUUUUUUCUUUCUUUAUUUUAUUUUAUUUUAUUUUUUGGCGGGGGUGUACUUGAACAGUUUUGGAUGGGGAGUUUGACAGCAUUUUUUCUAAGAGCAAAGGCAUUUCUCAGGUGCUCCUGUGUACAUUUCUUUCUAUUUGUUUUUGCUAUAAUAACUAUUAUUAUUUGGAUUUUAUUUUUAAUUUUUUUUUUUGAUUUGCAAAGAAAAAAAAAUCUGUGUUCCAAAAGGAAGCAUGUCAUUCGGAGUUGAGGAGAAUGAGGAAGGCAUUCAUUUGUAAACAGAUACGUACUAAACCUGACUAUGCAGAACCACUUUGAUGGUCUUGUCACCUCUUAAAGAUGCCCACUAAAAACUUAAAGUGUGGAAGAAGAGACACAGUGGACUAAACCACUAUUAAAGUGGCAGGCAAAGACAAGACCCAGCAUGCUUGUAUUUGGACAAUGCGCAGUAGCCAGCUUGCAUAUGCUGCAACAUGUAGAGGAGAAAAAAAAAUGUAAAUGGUGGAAAAUGCCUUUCUGACCGAUCAAUGUACAAAGUUUAUUUUUGCUUUACUUCUUUGUUGGUUUUAUUUAAUCAGGACUCAAGCCUUUAGUGUCUUCUCAGAGGUGUCGUGUCGUGUGGCGGCACCACAGUGAGACAGAACAAUACACAAAUGUUAGAGAGUCUGAAACAGCAACUGUAUGAACAAAAGAGACGGCCUGUGGAUGACCUUGUGUUCAUUCCUCGUUGUGACUUGUUUUUCUUUUGAUUGCUUUCUCAACUCCCUUCAGCCUGCAAAGCCGGCUGAAGUUCACCUCUUCUAUCUUACUACCGUAGUUUCUUUAUUCAAUCUUCAGUUGUUCCUCAUCUCGUUCCUUCUCACAUAGGGAGGAUUUUGGUUUGAAAGCAAUGCAUCCAUGUGUCGGUGACCAGCUUUCAGUGCAGCCACUUCCUCUGUUGUCCUACCUUAAAACAUCAGUGCACUGCAGCAGCGUUGUAUCUGCACACAGUCAACUUUUGACUGAAACUAGUGCAUUCUUAUCUUUUGUUGCUGCAAGGUUUCUACAUAAUGAGGAUAAAAAGAGGUUGAAUUAAUUUCUUGGCUGCUACGUUAGCAUGAUAAGGCUGUUUUCCUAAAUCAUAGAUGAAAGAGGGAUAUUAUUUUACCACUUGCUUAACUUGGAAGCUCCAGCCAGCUGCCUUUAUGUGAUGCAUUAAUUGACAGCAUUACAGCAAAAGUUCCUCCCUCUAACUUGAUCUGUUUUUCAGUCUGUGUUAAGUGGAUCAGCCAGUUCCUGACAGUUUCUUUUGUUUUCCCUUUCUUUCUUUCUUUCUUUCUUUCAUAGGAGAGUACUAUUUGCUGGUAUAGAUCUAGUUCACCUACUAUUUCCCAGUUUCUUUUGUUUUGGAUUCUCUCUAACUUAAGGGAAAAUUGAAAGUGUUUGUUGCCUCUUUGUGCUACUGAUUAUGAAAAGGUAUUUCCAGUAUUUGUUGCCACAGAAGUAUGAUAGCUUAUCAUCAACAUUUGUUUUUGUUUUUUUUAAUUUGUAAUUUUUUGUGCAACUUCUUGAGCUACUGUCUAUAAAGCAAGAAUUUAUUACUAUUUAUGUAACGCUACUACCAUUUUAUAUUGAUUUGUGUUGGAAUUUCAGUGCUUUUCUAUGAAUAAAGUGUGAAACACAUUA
This is a messenger RNA of Siniperca chuatsi (mandarin fish), 8378 nucleotides long. RefSeq names its product zinc finger, SWIM-type containing 5 (gene zswim5). NCBI's taxonomy places the organism in Eukaryota, Metazoa, Chordata, Actinopteri, Centrarchiformes, Sinipercidae. Gene Ontology annotation, cellular component: Cul2-RING ubiquitin ligase complex. The record is from RefSeq and is a predicted model, not a curated record. The coding region runs from base 492 to 3971 and encodes 1159 amino acids. The transcript has 16 exons.